This is a messenger RNA of Salvelinus fontinalis (brook trout), 6901 nucleotides long. RefSeq names its product thyroid hormone receptor alpha-like. The transcript has 12 exons. NCBI's taxonomy places the organism in Eukaryota, Metazoa, Chordata, Actinopteri, Salmoniformes, Salmonidae. The record is from RefSeq and is a predicted model, not a curated record. Gene Ontology annotation, biological process: negative regulation of transcription by RNA polymerase II; positive regulation of transcription by RNA polymerase II; thyroid hormone receptor signaling pathway. The coding region runs from base 1153 to 2421 and encodes 422 amino acids. Gene Ontology annotation, molecular function: RNA polymerase II cis-regulatory region sequence-specific DNA binding; nuclear receptor activity; zinc ion binding.
GGGGAUGCUCAACAUCUCCACACUAGGCUACAUUAAUUCUCAUGGUCUCACAUUCAAAGCGAAUAUUGCUACUUUUAAAGUCGUUUAAAAAAAAAUCUGAGGUAGAUGUGUUUGUACUUUACAGUGUUAGUCCUGUAGAGAGUGGUAGUCCUGUAGAGAGCGGUAGAUAGCCAGUUUUAUUAAAUUGUUUUAUGCGGGCCCAGAGCUUUGCAUUGGCCCAGAGCAGUGUGCGCCCCAUACUGUACAUAUGCGGAGGGAGGAGCAAUAGUAUAUCUCUUGAUUCCAUUUCCCUGUCGUGGCAGCCUACCGAAACGUUACUGGAGCACAUUUUUACACACACCUCAUGGGGAAUCCCAAAUAACGAGCACCUUGUGACUUUGUUUAAGUGCAAAUUAGGAACCGCACGAGACGUUUUGACGGCAAGCGGCGCUUUGCAGAGGAAUUUUUUAAAAUAGGAAAGCCCGGUACUGUGCAGUUGCAUACCCUACCACUCCACUUGCGCUUUAUACGGGGAGGCUUUGACUUUUUCAUCCUCGUUUCAGUCUCAAAACAACCGUAUUCCUGUCCAAAACAGUAGAAGAACCUGACGGAACAACAGGAAUUUGUGCCUGAGGCAGAUGUGGUACCGACUCGAGUUUCGCCAUCAGGUCGAAGACAAGACGGUGUCGCCUCUCCUGGUCAGUCUCACCGGAGGAAAAGAAGGAGAGAGCAGGGGUCGUGAGAGGCGGACCCUCUGCUAAUCUCUCCCUCCCUCUGCUGAGACUAAUACCUUGUUCAAGACAACUGGGAACUCGGAAAUCUCUGACUUCAGUGUGUUCAAGACAACUGGGAACUCGGAAAUCUCCGACUUCAGUGUGUUCAAGACAACUGGGAACUCGCAGGGCGGAGGCCGACGGUCCCACAGAACAAACUACAGGCCUGGGGAUAUCAUUAACCUCCACACACAACAGGAUACUGAUCUUGUCCGGUCCAAUCCAUUCGUCAGUCCCAGGGUCAGCACAGGGGGGUCGCUCCGGAGGCCAGAGCCCGCCCGGACCGGGACCCUGUGAUGUCGCACUGACUGACCCCCCUACCUGCGAAUGACCAGCGAGCGUUCGAGGGUGGGGCCCGCCUCAGUCUCGCAUGAUUGGCUGUUGGAUGGAAUUAAGGUGAAUGGAACACAUGCCCAAGGAGCAGGACCCUAACCUAUCAGAGGGAGAAGAGAAACGGUGGAUCGAUGGCCCGAAAAGGAAAAGAAAGAGCAGCUCAUGUUCGGUGAAGAGCAUGUCUGAAAUGAAGGGAUACGGACAGACUGGGUCAGAGAAUACAGGGUACAUCCCCAGCUACCUGGAAAAGGAUGAACCGUGUGUGGUGUGUGGAGACAAGGCCACUGGCUACCAUUACCGCUGCAUCACCUGUGAGGGCUGCAAGGGUUUCUUUCGGCGGACAAUUCAGAAGAAUCUCCACCCCGCCUACUCCUGUAAGUACGAUGGCUGCUGCAUCAUCGACAAGAUCACCCGCAACCAGUGCCAGCUGUGCCGCUUCAAGAAGUGCAUCGCAGUGGGCAUGGCCAUGGACCUUGUCCUGGACGACUCCAAGCGGGUGGCCAAGCGGCGUCUGAUCGAGGAGAACCGGGAGAAGAGGAAGAAGGAGGAGAUGGUGAAGACCCUGCAGAACCGGCCGGAGCCCACCGGCUCGGAGUGGGAGCUGAUCCGCAUGCUGACCGAGGCCCACCGCCACACCAACGCACAGGGCUCCCACUGGAAACAGAAACGCAAGUUCCUGCCGGAGGACAUAGGUCAGUCUCCGGUGGCCCCCACGUCGGACGGAGACAAGGUGGACCUGGAGGCCUUCAGUGAGUUUACCAAGAUUAUCACCCCUGCCAUCACCCGCGUCGUCGACUUUGCCAAAAAACUGCCCAUGUUCUCGGAGCUGCCUUGUGAGGACCAGAUCAUCCUAUUGAAAGGCUGCUGUAUGGAGAUCAUGUCACUGCGCGCCGCCGUGCGCUACGACCCAGAGAGCGAGACGCUGACCCUUAGCGGCGAGAUGGCGGUCAAGCGGGAGCAGUUGAAGAACGGCGGCCUGGGCGUGGUGUCGGACGCCAUCUUCGACCUGGGCAAGAGCCUGGCGCAGUUCAACCUGGACGACACGGAGGUGGCGCUGCUGCAGGCCGUGCUGCUCAUGAGCUCAGACCGCUCGGGCCUGACGAACAUUGACAAGAUCGAGAAAUGCCAGGAGACCUACCUGCUGGCGUUUGAACACUACAUCAACUACCGCAAGCACAACAUUCCCCACUUCUGGCCCAAGCUGCUGAUGAAGGUGACGGACCUGCGCAUGAUCGGGGCGUGCCACGCCAGCCGCUUCCUCCACAUGAAGGUGGAGUGUCCGACGGAACUUUUCCCCCCGCUCUUCCUAGAGGUCUUCGAGGACCAGGAAGUGUGAGUGGCGCCCCCCGCUGCCGAGGAGGAAGUAGUGGGGCGACUUGAGGCAUCUUGGGAAAGGAAGGGAUGUUUUUCUGAAGCUGGGAAGGAUUUUGGCAGGACUUGUGUUUUUCCGACAUUUACGUGGUAAACAACAAACAACGCAACCAGCAGCAGGAGUCAAACAAACAGGAUUUUCAUUUUUUUAACCAACCACCUCUUCAUACCUGUUUUUGGGAAUCAGUUUGGCGGCCCUCCCUGUCUGAGCACGAUGUUUUAUCCAGUGGGAGUUGCAGCCCUUUGCCAAGGCGAACACACACAGACACACACACUCUGGCUCCCCUCUCAGAGCCCUAUUGGAGGCACCUUAGUUGUCACACAUUGCCACUAGAUGGUGGUCUUUGCAGGUUUGCACCGUUUUGAAUUUAUGGCAACCAUCUUUUAAAACUGGUCAGUUAAUUAUACUCCCCGAAUUAGUGUAAGACAAUAAUUCAGGAGAUACGUCACUGACAACACGCCGGGACACACACAGAGGUACUGAGUGUGCCAUAUAACUCCUACCAUAGAGCAAAGCUACUAGUACCUACAAUCACGGCUGAACACAACAGCCAUUUUCAGACUGGACCGUGAGCAUGUUUUUAACCAAGUCAGGUGCUGUGUUAUAAGGCUACUCCAGUUGUCUGAAAUGUGUAAAUGUGUAAAACUACAGACCAUGGCUCCGUAUCUACCUUUGGUUCUGUCAUUAGGCAAGCGCCUGUGACUGGCGCUCUCUCAAACCCACACACACUGGGCAGACCUGCCUUGUCAUUGCCUGUGCUUCUGGUGCCAACAGUAGACCCUCUCAUGAAUGACAAUUGAGCCCUUUUCUCUCCAAGGAAGGUCAUAACAGUGAACAAAAGAGAGAAAGAAGGAGAGGCGCCACUGGCAGGAGUUCUCAGAGGAUGGGGGGAGAGAGGGGAGAGAGGGAAAAAUAGAGAUUUAAUUCAGUGCCUGGAGACUGAACAGCAUCCUGAAUAACACACACACACACACACACACACACACACACACACACACACACACACACACACACACACACACACACACACACACACACACACACACACACACACACACACACACACACACACACCUACCCUCAGAAACGCAAAGCCUUAUUUACUGUAAACACUGCUGUGCUGUAGCCCUGACCUGCAGGGUAAGUAAGUCUGAAUCCGCGCCUGUGUGACUCAGCUCAGUAUGGCCCCUCCAGGCUUCCAUACUCAGUCGUUGUUACUGUAGGGGUCACUGAGAAAGGGCAAGGCCAAUGACGGCUGCCAUUUACCUCAAAGUGGGCACACCCUCAAGGCUGGGGCGCCGCCAGGCUCUACCUCACCUCUGGACACAGGGCAGCUGCCCCCAGCCUCCUCCCACACACACACACACACACACACAUACACUUUUAGGGAUACUCAAAAAACACACAUAGGCAUGUGUGCAUACGUACAUUAAGACAAAUCACACAAACACAGGAUACACAUUCUCAGUGUUAUCACUCAGACAAAAGGAAAUACCACUGAAGACAGGAGGGCCUGCCUUUCCCUACGGUCACUUAUCUAUUUUUCGGGGGAGGGGAGGAUGGUAACCAUUAUGUUCAGCUUUUCUCUUUUUUGUUAUGUGGGACCAAGUUUCUCAAUUUGGAAUUUGGAAUCACUCUUUUUUUCUGUUGAAACGGAAGCAAAUAAAUCACGUGACGGAGUACAAUGGACAGUCCAGCUGUCGCCCUGGAAGAGGAGCGAUACACCGUGAGGAAGCGUAGAACCCCAAGGUGGCCAGGCCGUAACUGGCUGUGUUUACCACUGUUUUUGAGGGAAAAAAGUUCAAAUACAACCUAUUUUUAUUGAAUGCCAAGCAGUAGUUUUUGAACGAGUGAACAAGGCGGAGGGAGGGAUGAAUGGACAGAUGGGUUUCAGCACCCCGGGAGGAUGUGGAUGAACGCCUAAAGACGCGGAGCGAUGGGCGGGAUCGGGAUGGCGGGUACUCAAAGCAGAUGGCCAAGCGUCGCUGCCUCGACCUCAACCGCCGUAGGAGGAGUCCAAACUCAACCUCAACCGCCGGAGGAGGAGUCCAAACUCAACCUCAACCGCUGGAGGAGGAGUCAACCAAGAAAUCCACUGUAAGCAGACCUCAGACCGCUCUGGUGGAGCAGCCAGAAUCACCUCCCACCGUGCCCCACCCUCCCACUCCACUAGUCUCCCCACCCCCGGCCCUGGCCCAAGCCACGCUGGUCGGGGUUUUGCACUACUGCAGUGGUCCAAACCCCUCUCCCCACACUCAUCAGCAACUAUACAACCUAGCCCCAACUCAUCUGUCAGUCAUGCAACUUCCUCUGGGAGUCCCGGCCUACUCUAAUGGAGGCCCACUGGGAAGGGGCUCCCAACAAACCCCGUCACAUUGUCAGUAUUAAAUCAACAGCCUUCCUCCAACCCUCACCCACUGGGCAGGAGACGUCCCUGGACACCAAACGGAAUCUAGGCCUCUCCCUUGUGAGACAAGGAUGGCCAUAGCAGCUCACUUGGGGGGGCGUCGCCGAAUGAAUGUGAACAGUGAAGCAGCAGUGGGAGCGAGUGAACAAGAGAGUAGGAGAGAGCGAAGGGAGCGGGACAGAGAGACUUCCUUCCAUCCUUCAUCUGGCAUGGGUUAGAGGGGGAUCGUCGCCUGUUGUCGAAGCACCGUUUGUGAGCUUGGAGAAGGGGGAGAUGGCAGUAUAUCAGAUGUUCUCCCCCUUUACUCCCGCAUUGUAACAUUUAAUCCCCCCCUCAUUUCCACAAAUAUCCCCUUCAGCUUUCCAUAAGGAGAGCCACCAACUUUCAAAUGGAGACGAUCGGCAAGAGAAACAGAAUCGGCACUCAAUGGAUUAAAGUCCAAGCUUCUUUGAAAAAGAACCAAUAACAGAAAAAAAGUUAUCGCAAUAGUGAUGUCCUUCAUUCUCGUGAGACGAUUGGGUAUGUGUGUGUGACAAUAGUGGUUGAAAUGCUGCUUUACCUUCUGAGGAUUUUUUUUUUGGGGGGGGGGAGUAUAUGAUUAUGAAAGGAUUAUGAACCCAGAAAAGCGAAAUGAGGAAAAAUAUGACUUUAAAAAGACUCCUGAACAAAAGUUAAACGCUUGGAGAUUAAGCGGUUUCUUUCUCUACAUUUUAUCUCAAUGUUCAUUUUUGUUGGUGUUUGUUUAUGACGCUUAGACUGCUCUGUGUAAAACGGGAAAAAGAACAGCCGUAGUCACUUUUUGACGAUGCGUGCAGUGUAACGUAGACAGAAAUGUCACUUAUUUUUCGCGUCACCUAUAGUUUGUGUUGACUUCUCUGUUGUCUGUGUAUUUGUCCGAUUGUCCGUCCCUUUUAUCAAGAGGAAUUUACAACAAACAAAAACAGGAAUAUUUUCUUUUUAUAUAUAUGUUGUUUCCUUUUUUUAUGAAAGACGACUGAAAAAAAAAAUCACAAACAGGAAAAAUAAUGCAACCCAAAAAAAAAAAAAAAUGAAACACAAUCUUCUCAUACCUCACACAACACAAAACUCAAAUGAACUUGGGAGGAGUGAUAAUUCACGGGCGCAUGUGGAAGUGAGCAAAAAGAUAUGUGCAGUGAUUACAGAAGACUUACACUCAAGCCUUUGCGCUUGCUACCUAUUAAAUUGGUUCUAGGAGGAUUGUGGAUAGGAUACCUAACAUUAGUAAAGUCUUGCAUCAUCAUCAGAUGCUGAAAUGGAUUGCUGGCUGGCAGUUGGCCACUCCCAGAUAUAUCCAUGACCAUAGAUAGUGAAGCCAAAUGUGAAUGGCCCAGAGCUUGGGGGAAGUCUUUUGUAAUGGCUGAGUGCUCUAUGGUAUUGAAUGUAGCUGACAGGCCGGGGUUGGAUUGGAGCCCAGCACCCACAACCUCACUUCCGCUCACCAGCAGAACGGAUGGUGGUGUCACAUUGAUGUUACACACAAACAAACUGAGAAUAUUGCCCAUCUGCAAGGUGCAAUACUUUUUCACCCCCCCAAAAACUAUGUUUCUGUUUUAUUUUUAUUUUGUUUGAUUUUGGCCAUAACCAAGGAUGUAAAUAUAGAAAAUGAAAUAUGAAAAGCCAGUAUAUGUAAAAUCAUAUGCAACACUCACAAACUGGAUGUUGAGGCUUGAGCACUUUCUUGCCACCUCCUGCAUCCCGCCAUCUUGUAGAGUAAGCAAAAAAAAAAUGCAACGUAUAUUAGUGCUUCAUACAUCUGUGUGUGUGCUUGUGUGUGCACUCUCACAUGUCAACCCAUAUUCAAAAUUACCCCAUGAUUUUAUUAAUCUGACCCUGUGCCUCUUGUUCUUAGAAAAGAGAUAGCUAGCCAUCCCUACAGUAUGUCCUGGCAACAAAUCUUAACGCUUUCAUGGCUACAAUGUGUGUCUACCUACAACAGACUGGUCUCUCCAGGUUAGUGGGUAGUAGCCACAGUAGGCAGAGGAUGUGAAGGUGUAGUGGAUAUUGUCGUGGGGGGGG